This is a messenger RNA of Penicillium nucicola, 1125 nucleotides long. RefSeq lists its product as uncharacterized. The transcript is spliced from 3 exons. The coding region runs from base 1 to 1125 and encodes 374 amino acids. The record is from RefSeq and is a predicted model, not a curated record. Lineage: Eukaryota; Fungi; Ascomycota; Eurotiomycetes; Eurotiales; Aspergillaceae.
AUGAUAGAGGACGCUGCGAAACAUGCUCCGAAAGCCAUGGUCUUUACGCAGGAAGAAUGGGAGCACAAAAUUCUAAGACUCCUCGCUUUGUCACGACUUCCUUUUCAAUUCAUUGAACAUCCAGAGUUCCAUGAACUUAUUUCUUUCGCGCACCUUGCACCACAGCGGCCUAAUAUUCCUACUGCAAAAACUAUUCGCGCCCGGUUACGAGGAUAUGUAGCGGAACAGCAACAGAGUAUGCCACGACAACUACCAGGAGACUCAAAGCUCUCACUAGCAUUAGAUUGUUGGACGUCUGCCUUUCAGCAAGCGUUUACGGCAGUAAUCGGCUACUUCCUCGACAAUAACUGGGAGUAUCGGGAGGUUUUACUUGGCUUUGAGCCUCUUUCCGGUACCCAUUCGGGUCUGAAUCUUAGUGAGGUACUAAUGAGGCUCUUUCAACAACACAACAUUACAGACCGAGUGCUCGCAAUUACCACCGAUAAUGCGUCGAAAAACAAUACCUUGGUCAACUUUAUAAAUGAGGCUAUCCAGUCACUUGAGCUAAGUGACAGCUCUACUAUUAUACGCGUUCCAUGUAUAGCACAUGUCAUCCAGCUUAGCCCAAAGGAUCUCCUUGGUCAAUUGAAAGCAAAUCCAAAAAACGAGAUGGCGGAGACAGAGUGGUCUGAAUCUCGUAACCAGUCUCUUCGUGCGGCACAGCAAAAAAGAGAGAUAAUUGACACGUUGAAUAAGAUACGCAGCCUAGCGAUUUAUAUCAACAGCAGUCCUCAGCGUCGAGAGGCCUUCUAUAACCUUCAAACAGAGGAGCCAAAACUUGUUCCUAUCCAGGAUGUUAAGACUCGCUGGAAUUCGACCUUUCUUAUGCUCCGGCGCGCAAAGCGGCUACAGUCUACCUUUGAUGAGUUCUGUGAGCAUUACGGCCAAGAGCAAUUUGCCCUUAGAGCAGAGGAAUGGCGCCAGGUUGAAUAUCUGCUUUGGAUUACACAACCAUUCUUCAAAUUUACAUCCCUUCUCUCGCAGACGAAAGAUGUGACAAUUCAUCUCGUCUUGAGCAUCUACAAUAGGCUCUUUGACCAUCUAGAAAAGUCAAUCCGGCAGCUGCAGCGAAAGAAAGUCCCUUAG